Molecule: messenger RNA, 1592 nt
Organism: Magnolia sinica
Lineage: Eukaryota; Viridiplantae; Streptophyta; Magnoliopsida; Magnoliales; Magnoliaceae
Exons: 3
Coding region: 227-643 (138 amino acids)
Source: RefSeq, a predicted model, not a curated record
CUCUGUCCAAACCGCUACUGUAUUUGAAAGCUGCAGAGAUAGAGAGAGAGAGAGAGAGUAGAAAUCUAGGGUUUCAGAUCGCGAGAAAUUUCGGAACUUGAACUUGCAAGAAGAUUUCAAGCGCCAAAUCCAUGGAAAUCCUCGCAUAUCUCGAUCGAUUCGCUACUUAUUUGAAGCAUUUCGCCUUCAAGCCCUACCUCUAGCCUUUUAUUUCGAAGAUUUAGCUAUGAUGAUGGAUUCUGAAAAUGGAGUUGCUUCAGAGAAUGAAAAUGGUGUUCCAGAGAAAGCCACUUUGGUAGAUGGUUCAAGCCUGAAUAUUGGAAAAGAGAAUGAGAAUGUUGACAACGGCAUAGACUCCAUUCAAGUGAAUGGUGUUCCGGAAGAUUCAUCAAAUGUCGACGGUGUUGAUUCUAUCUCUGCUGGAGCAGACGAUGUUGCCUCCUCUGCGACUGUUUCUGAUAGUAAAAGUUCGAAUGUUUUGAAGAAACCUGUAGCCGAAUGGGUCGAUCGUUCAAAGAAUGAUAAAAAGAUGCCAAAGAGUGAAGCAGUUCGGAAAGGUCCAACAAUGAUUCCUCGGAACCAGAGACCGAUCCUUUCUCAGAGUCUUUCCUUCCCAUCAAGAGGAUUCUUACGAGCGGUUUGAAGAAAAGCAUUGAUGAGAAGAAGAUGAAAUCCGAUACGAAGCGUGCCCAUGUCAAUGGCACGGAUGCAGCGUUGGUGGUCUCCAACGGCUCGCUUACUUCAACGUCCUGUUCAAAUAUUUCCAACAGGCGAGUUUCUGCCGGAUUGAGUGUAAUUGUCCGGAUUGCAAGAUCGACGUGUUGUUGUGAAUAGUAUGGGGUGUGCAUCUGCUUGCUGCUGCUUGGAAGAUUUAAAUUUGCAUUCGUGCAGAGGUGAAUAUAAGUCUACUUUCAUUUCUAACUAGUGGGAGUAUCGAUUUAAAUCAGCAGCAACAUGUCGAUCUUGCAAUCCGGACAAAUACACACACUAGUUAGAAAUGAAAGUAGACUUAUAUUCACCUCUGCACGAAUGCAAAUUUAAAUCUUCCAAGCAGCAGCAAGCAGAUGCACACCCCAUACUAUUCACAACAACAUGUCGAUCUUGCAAUCUGGACAAAUACACACACAAAAACGGAGACUUGCACCUUCAUCCUAGUAUUGAGACUUCCUCCGGCGUAGAAACUGGCUCCGAUAAGCUAACCAUCUUACCGUCAUCCUCAAUGGCAUUCUCCAAUCAUUCCCGUCAUCCUGAAUGGGACCAAGAUGGGUGUCUAGGAUCUUUCAAUCUGGGAGAGUUCUAGGCAUGGUCCAUCCACGGGGGAAUGCAAAGACUGGAUGUGGUAAACACAGGCCACAUUUGUCAGAACUGAAAUCUGAGCAUACCAAACCUUAAAUCAAGGAUCCAAACAGAAAUAAAGCUCAAGAUAAUUAAUAAUACAAAAUUAUUGAAGGGAAAGGAAAGAAGAAUGAGCAAAGGAAAAGAUCACAGUAUAACCAGCCGCGGAAGAAACAAGCAAAAAAAAUUAGAACAGGGCUUACAUGCAAGUAUAUGUACAGUAUAAAUCAGCAACUGAAAUUUCAAGAAAACAUCAA